Caenorhabditis bovis is the source of this 2298-nucleotide messenger RNA. The record is from the annotation of a GenBank genome assembly. NCBI's taxonomy places the organism in Eukaryota, Metazoa, Nematoda, Chromadorea, Rhabditida, Rhabditidae.
AUGCGUACAACAGUAUUAUUAGCAGCAAUUUGCGUGGUUGUUGCUUUCGGUGCGCCACAGGUAUCUCGAAGCAAACGCAGCGCAGACGUCGAAGCCGUCGUGCAUAAACUCGAGCCGGUCAAGACGUACGUGUACACGGCGACGGGACAAUUCGUCACGCAGUUUGCUGAUAAGACUUUCCGAGUAGCGGCUAGACUAGAGAUCCAGAAUGAUAGACUCAAACGGCAAGAGUAUGAGCAGCAGCAGCAGCAGCAAGAGCAGCAGGAGCGUGCUCGCGCGGAAGCCGAUGCACGUCGCCGCGAGCGGUGUCGCAAUCGUCGCCCGCCGCAGCCAACGUCGGCGCCGCCGCCGCCGCGCAACAACUGCCUGCCGCCGCCAGGCCCGCCACCAUGCCAGCCGGCGCCAUGCCAGCAACAGUACCCGUGCCAGCAGCAACAGUAUCCGCAGCGCGGAUGCGGGCAGACGCCGUACCCGCCGCCAACCUAUCCGCCACGCCCGCCCACCAAUCCACCACCACCGCAGCCGGUGCGCACUGGCGGAUGUUUGCCGUCGCCGAGAGGCUACGAGCAGCAACCACAACCGCAGCGACCCAGCGGCGGAUGCGGCGGUUAUCGGCCGCAGCCGUCACCGUGCGAACAGCAGCGACCACAGCCACCAGCGCCGAGCGGCGGCGGCUGCCUUCCCGGACCAUACUACCCGCCGACCCUUCCGCCACCACCCGGCUACCAACCGCGCGGCGGCUGCGCUCCCCAACAGCCGAACUACCCGCAGCCACGACAGCCAUAUCCCGAUCCGCGACGCACCAACGAGUUCCGCGCCGCGUCGACCGAAUGCGCCGGUCUCGGUCCGGCGCCGUGCCAGAACUUUCCAACGCCGCCGCCCGGCGAGGAUCCGUGCGUCGGCAAAGUGAACAUUGUUUCAGUUGACUCGUCCGGCAACGUUGAGCACUAUUUGUAUGAGACGAAAAAGAAGGCUGGCGAAGUGUUGGGCGAAGCCGGACAAGCUGCCAACGACGCGGUCCAUUGGGCUGGUGAUAGAGCACGUGAAGCUCAAGAGGGUGCUGCAGACAUGAGAGAUCGCGCUUAUCAACAUGGACAAGGUGGCGCGCAAGCCGUCAAGGAUGGAGCGUCGUAUGUCGCCGGCGGAGUCGAGAGCGCCGCAGGUCAAAUUGGAGAAGCUGCAGCUCAUGGGUAUGAAGCGGGACAUCGUGCUGUCGACAAGGGUAUUGACGCCAUUGGAGACGGCGCCGAAUGGACGGCGCGGAAGGCUCAGGAAGGAGCCGGCGCUGUUGUUGAAGGAGCCAAAGAUGGAGCUCACGCUGUCGCCACUGGUGUCAAGGAUGGCGUUGAAUGGACGGCGGACAAGGCUAAAGAAGCUGGAGAAGCUGUUGUCGACGGAGUCAAAGGCGCUGGAAGUGCGGUAGCCGAUGGAGCUAGCUGGACUGCUGACAAAGCGAAAGAGGCUGGAGGAGCUGUUGUAGAGGGAGCCGCAGCGGCAGGAGGUGCUGUCGUUGAUGGAGCCAAGAGUGCUGGAAAUGCGGUGGCCGACGGUGCUAAUUGGACAGCUGAUAAGGCGAAGCAAGCGGGAGAAGCUGUUGUCGACGGGGCCAAAAAUCUCGGGAAUGCGGUGGCAGAUGGAGCCAGCUGGACUGCUGAAAAGACAGCCGAAGGAGCUGGAGCAGUUGCUGGCGGAGCUGCGGCCGCCGGUGGUGCCGUCGUCGAUGGCGCAAAAGCUGCCGGUCGGACGAUUGGUGACGCGGCCUCGUCUGCCGGCGACGCUGUCGUCGACGGAGCGAAAACGGUUGGUGACGCGGCCUCCUCGGCCGGAAGCGCGGUCGUCGACGGCGCCAAAACCGCCGGGGAAGCUGUAGUUGACGGAGCCGCGUGGACAGCCGACAAGGCUAAAGAAGCUGGAGAAGCUGUCGUCGAAGGAGCCAAAGAUGUCGGAAAUGCGGCCGCCAGUGGAGCUUCUGCCGUCGGCGAAGCAAUUGCUGAUGGUGCUUCGUGGACUGCGGACAAGGCAAAGGGAGCUGGACAAGCUGUAGCUGGAGCAGUAUCGGAUGGAGCCAGCGCCGUGAUUGAUGGAGCCAAGUCGGCAGGAAAGGCAGUCGCUGAUGGAGCGGAAUGGACCGCAGAGAAGGCUGCUGAGGGAGCGGCGGCAGCCGGUGAAGCCGUCGUCGACGGCGCAAAGAGCGCCGGGCAUGCCGUUGAAGAGGUGUUGGGUGGAGCGGUUGACGCGGUUCGCAACACUGUUGGCGAAGGAUUGAAGUCAGCCGGCGAAACUGUCAAAGCCGAUUAA